Magallana angulata is the source of this 2490-nucleotide messenger RNA. RefSeq names its product multiple epidermal growth factor-like domains protein 10. Bases 1 to 1923 code for a protein of 640 amino acids. The record is from RefSeq and is a predicted model, not a curated record. Lineage: Eukaryota; Metazoa; Mollusca; Bivalvia; Ostreida; Ostreidae. The transcript has 14 exons. Gene Ontology annotation, molecular function: scavenger receptor activity.
AUGGGACUUGCUUACAGGGGUGUGAAGUGGGGUAUGAAGGUCAAACGUGUGAUCAGGAGUGCCAGGAAGGAUACUUUGGUGAAAACUGUGCUCGGGAAUGUUCUGCUAACUGUAACAGCUGUAAUAAAAAAUCUGGACUUUGUGAUCUUGGGUGUCAUCCGGGAUGGAAAGGGACACAUUGUUCAGAAAAAUGCGAUGGUGGGCUUUUUGGACCGAACUGUAGCACACCUUGUGGACACUGUCUUAAAAACCAACAAUGUCAUCAUCUAUACGGAACAUGUGCAAAGGGAUGUGACCCAGGAGUGCUCAAAGAACACAUUCGGUCGUAACUGUCAGAACAAAUGCAACAGGACGUGCAUAACCUGUGACAUAGUUACUGGAAUCUGUGACAGUGGAUGUCAUCCCGGUUGGAAAGGAGACUAUUGUGAAAACGCAUGCGAUGGCAAUUUCUACGGAGCCAAUUGCAGUCUACAAUGUGGAAAGUGUAUGAACAAUACACAGUGUCACCACGCAUUCGGAAAUUGCAUGGGUGGAUGUGCCAGUGGGUUCAACGGCAGCAAGUGCGAUACAGAAUGCCCUGAUGGUUAUUUUGGUCCAAACUGUCGUGAAUCAUGCAACGAAACGUGCAAAAGUUGUGAUAAGACCUCGGGUGUCUGUAAAUACGGCUGUAAACCAGGAUGGAAGGGCGACUUUUGUGAAACAAUUUGUGAUAACCAUUUUUAUGGAGAAAAUUGCAGUAUGCCGUGCGGGAAGUGUUUAAAAAAUGAGCAGUGUCAUCACUUGAAUGGAACGUGUUUUAAUGGGUGCAUGAGUGGCUUUAUGGGCUCAAAAUGCAUAGAAGAGUGCCAGGAUGGAUAUUUUGGAGAAAACUGUAUUCGAGUGUGUCCUAUUCAGUGCCACAGCUGUAACAAAUCUUCUGGAAUUUGUGAUCAGGGAUGUCACCCGGGAUGGAAGGGGACAUAUUGUACAGAAGAAUGUGAUGGUGGGCUUUACGGAGUGAACUGUAGCAUGCCAUGUGGACACUGUCUUAAUCACCAACAAUGUCAUCAUAUAAACGGAACAUGUGUAACUGGAUGUGGCCCAGGGUACAUUGGAAAUACUUGCACUGAAGCUUGUCUAGCUGGAACUUUCGGAAUGAACUGCAACGAAACUUGUAGCAUCAAUUGCAGAUAUUCAAAACGUUGUAGUUCUGAAACAGGAAACUGUAGUGGUGGAUGUGUAAAGGGUUGGAAAGGGUCUCACUGUAGUAAUGAAUGUGACGGUCAUACAUAUGGAUAUAAUUGUCAAGAGCACUGUGGAAUCUGCCGGAAUGGAGAGGAGUGUGAUACAGUGACUGGAGUGUGUCCUAAUGGCUGUGACACUGGUUACACGGGGGACAACUGUAAAGAAACUUGCAGUAACAAAACGUAUGGACUCCUUUGUUCGUUGACUUGUGGUAACUGCAUUGACAAACAACAAUGUCAUCACGUGACCGGAAAAUGCCCAGAAGGAUGCGCUGUAGGAUUUCAAGGAGAAAGGUGUGACAAAGCACUGUGUCUCCCACCGUCAGCAGAGUCUGCUGACCAUCCCUCCAUUUCUUACAUUUUGUCUGCAUUGCUCACCGUCUGUGUCAUCGUUAUCAUUUUUCUCACCUUAAGAUUAUGCAAAAACGAACAAUGUUAUAAGUGCCAUCAGCAUAAGCAACCGAAGGACAACAAACCUGUAGACACUGCACCAUCUACAACUGGUCACGACGUUAACGUUGAUGACGGCACGGCAUACCAGGAGCUCAACGAAGUCACCAAUCAACCACAGAGAGGUGAUCUUGGUCACACCGCCGUCAACCCUGAUACUUACGUUAAUGUUGAGGGAGAUAACUCAGCGUAUCAGGCGCUAGGAGAAGUCACCCAGCCGUCUCUCUAUGAUACGCCUUUCCAGAAAUAAGCAAUUUGUACGUUAAUGCAGAUGGGUGCAAGAUUUACAAAAAACUCCUUACAAUAUUGCUAAUUUUUUAAUCGCAAUAAUGCAGAUAUAAACCAAUUGUUCAUUUUGUUGUAUACACAACACGCUGCAUAACAAAGCAAAGGUUUUGGAAUCCGAGAAAUGUAUAAACAUUUUUAUAUCAAUUUUUUCUCUGCUUAUUUUUAGUUAUUGUAAAUGAAUGGAAAUUGUGGGGAUUUUUCACCCAGUAACUGUUGUCUUUGUUUUGUCUUAGUAACACGUAUUUUAUGAAGUUUUUUUUAAAGUUCGGGGCGAAUUGAAGGUAGGUUGUCAUAAACACCGGUAUUACAAUCUUAAGGUAAAGCUACAUAUAGUUGAGGUUUAUACCUGAGUAAUCAGCAGUUAUUAUUGCAUUGCUUGCACAUGUGCUUCUAAAUAUAUAUGUAAUUUAUAAAAAUCAGUAUUUGUUUUCGAAUUUCAACAUACUAUAAUAUGUGUUCACCCUGUUUUGAUUCUACUUGCGUUUUUUACAGCAGAAUCCACAUCAAUGUAUAUAACUUCUGAUCAACC